AUCGUACAGAGUUAUCACGGUGCCUGACACGAGUGGAGAAAGUCUAGUCGCGACCAUCAACUCAGAUCUGUACAGACGAGUAAAAGCCAUCACACCACCGAAUAUGGAGAUGAAUGAAGCCAUCAACAUGAUAAGGAGGGGCGCUGCGGACGUGCUGAUCUUCGACACGCCUGUCGUCGACUACUCGCGCGCUAACGACGACAACUGCUCGCUGACGACGGCCGGCAAGCCGUUCGGACAGGACGCCUACGGCAUCGCCCUGCCUAAGACAUCGUGGCUGAAGGAACCGAUCUCCAGGCUGAUACUGAAGUACAUGGAUAGCGGUGUCAUAGAGGAUGUGACGCGCAAGUGGUACGGCCAGCUUCAUUGCUUCGCUCGCUCCAGUGACGGCCCUCCACAGCAGCUACAGGUGUGGCACAUGCACGGACUCUUCCUGACGCUAGGCUGCGGAGCGGCAGCCGGUGUCGUCAUACUGGUCGUAGAGAGAGUGCUGGCGCACUGCGUGCCUCGCCUUCCCCGCAGCUGGCACCAGCGCAGGAGAAAGCGGCAGGGGAAGGUCAAACCCGUCCUCGACGUCGCGGUCGUCUCCUCCAUCUACCAGAAUGUCGUCAAUGACUUCGCUAGCGACGUCGACUAUGGCGACGACGGCGACAACGAUGACUAUGGUGACGUCACCGAUAGCGCCAGAAGCAUGGAGCCAGGAGGCAGUAGAAGCAGGUCCCGCCAGGGGGCGCGGCAGUCAGAGACGUCGCUGAGGUGA
Priapulus caudatus is the source of this 760-nucleotide messenger RNA. Its product is annotated as glutamate receptor ionotropic, NMDA 3B-like. The transcript is spliced from 6 exons. The coding region runs from base 104 to 760 and encodes 218 amino acids. The record is from RefSeq and is a predicted model, not a curated record. NCBI's taxonomy places the organism in Eukaryota, Metazoa, Priapulida, Priapulimorpha, Priapulimorphida, Priapulidae. Gene Ontology annotation, molecular function: signaling receptor activity; ligand-gated monoatomic ion channel activity. Gene Ontology annotation, cellular component: plasma membrane.